Molecule: messenger RNA, 1759 nt
Organism: Cadophora gregata
Lineage: Eukaryota; Fungi; Ascomycota; Leotiomycetes; Helotiales; Ploettnerulaceae
Exons: 1
Coding region: 214-1440 (408 amino acids)
Source: RefSeq, a predicted model, not a curated record
GGAUCUUUAAGUCUAUGAUUGUGCAAUUCUCCAACUGUUAUUAUAAGUCGUCAAAGGUAUGUACGGAAUUUUCUGCUCCAGAUCCCUCGUUCCUGUCUUCAACUUGAAAAAAGGCCCCACCAGAGUCUUGCUUAGACUGGGGAGACACAAAAGAACGAGCAAUCAUUCAGAUACAAAAUUCAGAACUGCGGAAACCUUUUAGUAUUCUUCAAUAUGGUAUUCUUUGGGUAUGUCCUUGUCAAGUUAAGCACGUUGUGUUCAUUCUUCACUGUCGGUAUUGCCCAUGACGGCCAGAGGAAUACUUCCUCAACACCCUCGAUAACAACAGACCUACCACGGCUCAAAACAAUCUCGGAGAUCCCAAAACUCAUAGCUUCGAGCAAUCUUGUAUUUACCGUCACGCCACCAUUCGACAGCCAGACUUUUGUCUCGAUAUCGCUGCCACCAUGUCAUCCCCACGACCGCUCCAUGUCACCGUUGGGAUGUAGAGAGCCAAGCACAAGCGCGUCAUUCACAGCACUAACAGCUUCAAGUUCGUCGAUCGGAAUUCCAGCAGCGACCACGAGUGUUGUCUGGAAGACCGUUCGGGUGACGGUCACGAAGACUCGAACAGUGUUCCCACCACCCCGAACCACUGUACAAACACAAACCUACAAUACCCAAGGAACACAGCUCUCAUAUCGAGCUGAGUCCAUCACGAGAGUCGACCACGCAGAUCGAUUCAUCAUCGCCGCUAUCACAACGGUAACUUCCGUUCUCGAUAGCUGGGGCAUCCCUCAGGAACCAGAUACAUUCACUCCAACCCCUGCUUCCCCAAAACUACCAAGUCAACACGCGCCCGCGAGACUAUGCUCUGCCAAUACGGCUCAGUGGUGUGAGGAGAUUGGAGGAAGGACGUUUGUUGUGACUGUUAGUAAUGGACACGUUGUUCCCGCGACGGAUAGUGUGCUGCAUAGUACUGCGACUGAAAGUCUGGUUGAGGUCAUUACGUCUGUUUCGGAUUUUUCGACUUUGGAGACAAGUCGUACGCUUUCGAUGGCUUCAAGGCGAGGCUCCAUUUCCAGCUCGGUCUCACCUCCAAGUACAGGGACGAGCCCGUCAAGCUCAAACUCGAUUUCGAGAUCUUCAUCGUCCUUGUCCAGCACCCCAAGUCAGUCGUUACGUGCUCAGAGCUCAGGUCUAAGGAAGAUGAAGAAUCCAUGGUUGCUGUUGGCUGUCUGUUGUGCAGGAGCUAUGAUGUUCGAGAUGGGUGUGUGGACUGAGAGAACCAAACAGGAGCAAGCCAAAGAUUCGAAUGAUGAGAAUGAAACAAAAGGCGAAAUGUCAGAAACGAAAGCUGUACAUGAUGAAGAGACUGAAGACACUUCUGUGGGCGAAGUCAAAGAGAAUGUCGACGACGAUAUGGCUGGAGAGAUGCUUGGUGAGUGGCAUAUUAUUUAGAUGGACAGAGUGAAUACCUUGCUACGUUGUGUUUGGGUGGCUUCGGCCGUAGUUCUCGGAUAACUUAGUGAACCAUACGGUAUUUUGAGAUCAAUCAUGUCUUACACGCGGCAAUGUUGGAAGUCACUUAGUGCAUAUCUAGAUUGUCUUCCAGUUGUGGGCGAGGUACAGGCUAUUCGUUGUUGAGAAGCGCUGACGCCACAGGCAUCUCCAGGCUUUACUGCGGGGUAAAAUUACCCCGCACUUCUAUGUCCAAAGUGAAAUAUCAACGGCAUUCGAUGUAUGAAAAGGCUGCUACUUCUAAGAGUGUGUUCAAUAG